This is a messenger RNA of Epinephelus moara (kelp grouper), 2062 nucleotides long. RefSeq names its product transcription termination factor 2, mitochondrial-like. Gene Ontology annotation, biological process: termination of mitochondrial transcription; regulation of DNA-templated transcription. The record is from RefSeq and is a predicted model, not a curated record. The transcript is spliced from 2 exons. Gene Ontology annotation, cellular component: mitochondrial matrix. Lineage: Eukaryota; Metazoa; Chordata; Actinopteri; Perciformes; Serranidae. The coding region runs from base 165 to 1304 and encodes 379 amino acids. Gene Ontology annotation, molecular function: double-stranded DNA binding.
UUAACACCGCCCUCCUCCGGGCUGCGCGCACUCACAUGCCUCCCAUGUGCUUCUCCUCGCUUGCUCUGUGACUCCGCCCAGCUCCUCCUCUGCUGUUAUGAAAGCACAGCAGUGGGUGUGUCAUUCAGAGUUGUCCUGCUGCACGGCUCGGGAGCUGAAUCACAAUGCUUCGCGUCACAACCGCCUCCAUGUGCACCUACUGCCAGAGGAUGAGGCUCCUCCUUCCUCCCUCUGCCUCCGCCUCCACAAUGACGUCCCCCUACAAAAGACUGGAGAACCAGCUCACAGUGGACUCCCUCUAUCAGCUGUCGGUGGACAUCCGAAAGGUGCGCAAGUUGAAGGGCUGGGUUCUGUCUGAGAGCUCGGCCUAUGUGUCUGAGACUGCUGACCUGCUGAGGGACUUGGGCGCAGACACAACAGUGAUCGCACGCAUCCUGGAGACUCACCCUGAAGCUGUCCUGUGUCGGCCGGAGGACGUGGCUGCCCAGCGAGACCUGUGGGUGUCCGUGUGCCCCAACAAGCGGGAACUGAUGAGCAUCAUUGAGAAGUUCCCGGCUUCUUUCUUCACGUUAACUCACCACAACAACCAGCAGGCGAACAUCCUCUACCUCCAGAGUCUCCGCCUCAGCAACAGGAUCAUCGGCAAGUUGAUGGCCAGUGCCCCGCAGAGCUUCAGUCGACCCGUGGAGCUGAACAAGGAGGUCAUCCACACUCUGAGGGAGACCUACCUGGACCUGGGAGGACAUGAGGGCAACCUGCGCGUCUGGCUGCAGAAGCUCCUCAGCCAGAACCCGUUCAUCCUGCUGCGGCCUGCCGAAGCCUGGAGGGACAGUCUGGGCUUUCUGAGGGAGCGGGGCUUCACCACAGAAGAGCUCCUCAGCCUGGUCUCGAGCCUCCGAGCCUCCAUCGCAGAGCUGCAGCCAGAGGCCAUGGAGCAGGCGCUGGCGUACAUCGAGGGGGCUCUCGCCUGCUCCAAGGACGAACUCAAGCAAAUAGUGAUCCGCUGCCCGGCCAUUUUGUACUACUCCGUGCCCACCCUGAUGGGGCGCUUCCAAGGACUGAUGGAUGUCGGAGUGUGCAUGGAGCAGGUGAAGGAGUCCCCAAACGUCCUGGAGCUCACCACGCAAAUCGUGCUUUAUCGCAUCCAGAAGCUGGCCUCCUACGGGUACGACGUGCGCUCUGGCAGCCUGGACGUUAUUGUGGGAACUAAGAAGGACUUUGAGAUGACUUACGGCAAGCUGCAGCUCAGGCAGCAGCGGCCGCUCUUUAACCCUGUCGCUCCACUCAGAUCUGUUGAGGAGUGAAUAGGAGUGGUUGUGGGAAAAAUUAACGUUUUGCGAAUGUUAUUUGGUGCUGAUUUUGGGUAGGGGUUCAUGACUUUACGUUCGUGCACGAGACACAGAAAAGGAGGCAGUUUGAAAUACCAAACCUCCACCAAUGCAGUACUUUAAGUAAUGAGAACAACUGUAUUAUGAAACGAAUUCGUUUCAGCCUGUGGCCUUCGCCAGUGCUCCUGAUGUGAUGCUGAGACACAGCUGAGGGCUCUUAUGAAAAUAUGACACUGUGACUGUUCUGAAAUUGUACUUGACUUAAGGCCACAUCCACACUACUACACAGUCUCCACACACAAGCGUUUUAGCAUUUUCAGAAUUAAUCUCCAUCCAUAUCCAUUUCUGCUCGUCCAGAUUAAAACACAACCCAGGAGUUUUCAGACUAACAUGGUGUCAGCAGCGUUUUCAAAGGUCCCAGUUUCAGGGUUUCCAAAACACCAGAAUAGUGUGGACACCAGGCAUAAACAUAGCAAUAGUAGGUUUUAAAAGAAACAUGCAUUAGUGUGGAUGUCGCCUAAGAGACACAUACACAUACUGUAUGCCAAGGAAUAUACCCACAAACAUUGAACCAGUGAUGCAUGGACGUGAGUGCCAAUCAAAUGAAAGGCUGUCACUCUUGUAAUGUAAGAUUCACUACUAUGAUUAACAAUUUUUGUAACUGAACUUCAGAUGAACAAAAAUGCCACGUGUAAAUUUGUACGUUUUUAAAUUAAAUUUUUAAGUGUCAAAAA